AUGGUGCCCUCAAAAACCGACAAGACCGUCGAGUUUUCUUCGUCGGGGAUGUUCAUUAUCGACGACGUUGAACACGAGGACGGUUCUUUGCUGAAAAAUGUUAUUGGCGGUGGUGGAACAUGGGCCUUACUCGGUGCCCGCAUCUGGACCCCCGGCGCUGAAGCAGCCCGUCUUGGGCUUGUGAUUGACGUUGGAACCGACUUCCCUGAAGAAGUGCGUACCCAGCUGGAGCAGCUGGGAACUGGCAGCUUGUUCCGGGCCAAUCCCGACCGACUGACUACUCACGGCUACAACUACGUGCACAACAAUGGCUUCCGCCACUUCGAAUACAAAUCGCCCAAGAGGGCGAUUGGUGCUGACGACCUGAUCGAGGCUGGUUUUCAUAACUGUGAGACCUUGCAUGUCAUUACCAAUCCGACCAAGUUCCGUCGCAUGCACGCGCGUCUGAUGGAGCACCGCACGGCUGCUGCACCUCCCCUCAUCGUCUGGGAGCCCACGCCUGAGAGCUGUUUGCCGGAGCACUGGGACGAGUGUCAAGAAGCCAUGAAGCUGUGCGACAUCUUCUCCCCCAACGAGGUCGACUCGGCCGGCUUCUUCGGCGUCGCUCCCGAGCACAGUCUGUCCAAGGCCACCGAGUUCGCACAGGCGUUCAGCGAGCUCCAGAUCGGCCCCAAUGGCCGUGGAUGGGUCGUCCUCCGCUGCGGCCAUAUGGGCUCUUUCAUUGCUCCAUGUGUGCAGCAGACCCCCACUGUUUCCUCCUCGUCGCCCCGCACGCUUACUCACCUGCCUUGUUUUCCCAUGGACCCCCACACUGUCGUUGACACCACAGGUGCCGGGAACACGUUCUGUGGCACGCUGAUCGUCGAGUAUCAUCGCACGAGCAACAUCAUUGAAGCAGCGCUUAAGGCUACCGUUAGUGCUUCUUUUGCCAUCCAACAGUAUGGUCUACCCCGACUCACGUGUAUGACGUCCGACGAUGACGAUAGCAGUUUUGGACGCGGUCGCGACUUCGGCAGUCGCGAGCUUUGGAAUGGCGAGUCGGCUUCAGAUCGCCUGCAGCGGUUCUACGCGUUUCUCAGCAAACAGGCGCCGGACCUUCUGUAG
Molecule: messenger RNA, 1104 nt
Organism: Schizosaccharomyces japonicus yFS275
Lineage: Eukaryota; Fungi; Ascomycota; Schizosaccharomycetes; Schizosaccharomycetales; Schizosaccharomycetaceae
Product: carbohydrate kinase
Exons: 3
Coding region: 1-1104 (367 amino acids)
Source: RefSeq, a predicted model, not a curated record